Theileria equi strain WA is the source of this 381-nucleotide messenger RNA. RefSeq names its product signal peptide containing protein. The transcript has 2 exons. The record is from RefSeq and is a predicted model, not a curated record. Lineage: Eukaryota; Apicomplexa; Aconoidasida; Piroplasmida; Theileriidae. The coding region runs from base 1 to 381 and encodes 126 amino acids.
AUGGACUUGUUCCCUUUCUUCCUCUUGGUUGCAAUUGUGGCAGCAGUAAGUGAUUAUGAGCGGAGAUAUGGCACGAACUUCUCCAAGUUGCCAAGCGACGAGCUUGUGGAGGAAUCCCUCAAGACUUUGGGUUUUGGGAGCUGUCAAAGGGCCAAAUACGACAUGACCAAGAUAUACAAUUCCAUUCUUGGACACAAUCCCGACCUUUUCCUCUUUAUAGGCGAUAACACCUACCCAGAUCUACUCUGCUGCACACCCGAAUGUAUAAAGGACGCAUACGACAAAAUGGCCAAGAAUGAAAGCUAUGUCAAGUUCACCAAGGAGGUCAAGAAGUUUGACGGGAUCUACGACGACCACGAUUAUGGUAAGAAUGAUGUGUAG